Molecule: messenger RNA, 654 nt
Organism: Equus quagga
Lineage: Eukaryota; Metazoa; Chordata; Mammalia; Perissodactyla; Equidae
Gene: RIT2
Product: Ras like without CAAX 2
Exons: 5
Coding region: 1-654 (217 amino acids)
Biological process (GO): Ras protein signal transduction; positive regulation of neuron projection development
Cellular component (GO): plasma membrane
Molecular function (GO): GTPase activity; GDP binding; calmodulin binding
Source: RefSeq, a predicted model, not a curated record
AUGGAGGUAGAAAACGAAGCCAGCUGCUCCCCCAGCAGCGCAUCAGGCGGGUCCAGAGAGUACAAGGUGGUAAUGCUGGGAGCAGGGGGAGUUGGUAAAAGCGCAAUGACAAUGCAGUUUAUUAGUCAUCAGUUCCCUGAUUAUCAUGACCCUACUAUUGAAGAUGCUUACAAGACCCAGGUUAGGAUCGACAAUGAGCCAGCUUAUCUGGACAUCUUGGACACUGCUGGUCAGGCGGAAUUCACAGCCAUGAGGGAGCAGUAUAUGCGAGGUGGGGAAGGAUUCAUUAUCUGCUACUCCGUCACUGACCGCCAAUCAUUCCAGGAGGCUGCCAAGUUUAAAGAGCUCAUUUUUCAGGUCCGCCACACCUAUGAAAUUCCCCUGGUGCUGGUGGGAAACAAAAUUGACCUGGAACAGUUCCGUCAGGUCUCUACAGAAGAAGGCUUGAGCCUGGCCCGAGAAUAUAACUGUGCUUUUUUUGAGACCUCUGCAGCCCUCAGAUUCUGCAUCGAUGAUGCCUUUCAUGGUUUAGUGAGGGAAAUCCGCAAGAAGGAGUCCAUGCCAUCCUUGAUGGAAAAGAAACUGAAGAGAAAAGACAGCCUGUGGAAGAAGUUAAAAGGCUCAUUGAAGAAGAAGAGAGAAAACAUGACAUGA